AACAGCACUUCACCGCCUCUCCACCUCUCCUAGUCUCAAUGCAUUUUUCUCUUAUUUUAUUUCUUAAACUUGCCUUCCCAACAAGAAUCAAGUUGGAAUCUUUAAGGAUCUGAAUUAAAAGCAUAAAUAAAACUCCAUUAAUGGUGCUGCAUCUUUGAAGGCUCACAUCAUUUCUUGCUCAUCUCCAAAAAAAUUUGUUUUCGUUUUAGGAUUUUUCCGAGUUUCGUUUCUUGAUUACUUUUACAACUGAGGGAAUCCAUUCGAAUUUGAAGAUGUACAUAGUAGAUAGCAGAGGAGGAGCCAUAGCAUGCAUGCUGCUUGCGCUCCUCUUCCUAGGAACAUGGCCUGCAAUUCUAACUCUGUUAGAACGACGUGGUCGUCUUCCUCAACACACUUAUCUUGAUUACACAAUCACCAAUCUUCUGGCAGCUGUCAUAAUCGCUUUCACAUUUGGAGAAUUUGGCCAUACCAAUGAUGACAAACCCAAUUUUCUAGUCCAGCUUUCUCAGAACAAUUGGCCAAGCGUUCUGUUUGCAAUGGCAGGUGGGGUAGUUUUAAGCCUUGGAAAUCUGUCAACACAGUACGCUUGGGCAUUUGUGGGUUUAUCAGUAACUGAGGUCAUCACUGCAAGUAUUACAGUUGUUAUAGGUACAACUUUGAACUACUUUUUAGACGAUAAAAUCAACAGAGCUGAGAUACUUUUCCCAGGGGUUGCAUGUUUCUUGAUUGCUGUUUGUCUUGGUUCUGUUGUGCAUGCAUCUAAUGCCAAAGAUAAUCAAGAAAAGCUUGAUGGAUUAAAAGGUUCUAAAAUUGACAAAAAAGGAUCAAUUAGCAACGGGUCAUACGCGACAUCAAAAAAGGAUCUGGAGGAUGGAGGUGGUAAAGGAGAGAAAGCGAAAGCAGGGACUGCAAGUUUUCUUAUUGAACUCGAGAGCCAAAGAGCAAUCAAGGUAUUUGGAAGGAGCACUUUGAUUGGUUUAGCCAUGUGUUUGUUUGCUGGAAUUUGUUUUUCUCUCUUCUCACCAGCAUUUAACCUUGCAACCAAUGACCAAUGGAAUACAUUGGAUGAUGGUGUUCCUCACUUAAGUGUCUACACAGCUUUUUUCUACUUUUCUUGCUCUUGUUUUGUGAUUGCCAUAAUUUUAAACAUUACAUUCCUUUAUCACCCGGCAUUCAACUUGCCUAAAUCUUCAAUCAAAGCCUAUUUGAAUGACUGGGAAGGGCGUGGUUGGGCGUUUCUGGCUGGCUUUCUGUGUGGUUUUGGGAAUGGUCUCCAGUUUAUGGGAGGACAAGCUGCUGGUUAUGCUGCAGCUGAUGCGGUUCAGGCGCUUCCACUUGUGAGUACCUUUUGGGGUGUGCUCAUUUUUGGUGAAUACAGAAAGUCUUCGAGAAGAACGUAUGUAUUCCUUAUAGGCAUGUUGUCCAUGUUUAUUGUGGCUGUUGGAGUUUUAAUGGCUUCAUCUGGUCAUCGGAAACAUUAAGAUGAUUUAAAGGAUAAAAUUGUAACACGGGAUUUAAAACACUGCAAAGUUCAGUCAUUAUAUAAUCAAUAUAUACACACGAUAACCCUAUGUGAUUCA
Molecule: messenger RNA, 1580 nt
Organism: Lactuca virosa
Lineage: Eukaryota; Viridiplantae; Streptophyta; Magnoliopsida; Asterales; Asteraceae
Source: the annotation of a GenBank genome assembly